Messenger RNA from Arabidopsis lyrata subsp. lyrata, 618 nucleotides. RefSeq names its product ATP sulfurylase 2. Gene Ontology annotation, biological process: sulfate assimilation. Gene Ontology annotation, molecular function: adenylylsulfate kinase activity. The record is from RefSeq and is a predicted model, not a curated record. Lineage: Eukaryota; Viridiplantae; Streptophyta; Magnoliopsida; Brassicales; Brassicaceae. Bases 46 to 618 code for a protein of 190 amino acids. The transcript is spliced from 2 exons.
UCUCUCGCUUUUUUCCCAAAGUAGCUAUCUUCUUCACCAAUAUCCAUGUCUCUUCUGAUCAGAUCCUCCUCCUACGUCUCUCACCUCACUCUCUUCCAACCUAGAAACUCAAAACCGUCCUCUUUCACCAAUCAAAUCUCCUUCGUUUCUUCUUUCAAUCAAAACCCUUUUCUCAAUUUGGUCUAUAAACGAAACCCAAUAAUGCAAUCUGUUUCGAAAAUGACUGUUAAGAGCUCAUUGAUUGAUCCCGACGGUGGUGAAUUGGUGGAAUUGAUUGUACCGGAAUCUGAAAUCGGAGCGAAGAGAGCUGAAUCAGAGACGAUGCCGAAAGUGAAGCUGACGAAGAUUGAUCUUGAGUGGGUUCAUGUGAUUAGUGAAGGCUGGGCUAGUCCUUUAAAAGGGUUCAUGAGAGAAGAUGAGUAUCUACAAAGUUUGCAUUUUAAUUCUCUUAGAUUAAAAAAUGGGACUUUUGUGAAUAUGUCUCUUCCUAUUGUUCUUGCUAUUGAUGAAGAGACUAAGGAACAAAUCGGAUCAUCCAAGAAUGUUGCUCUUGUUAGCCCUCAAGGAGAUAUCAUUGGUUCUCUUCGAAGUGUGGAGAUAUACAAUCUUGAAAACUGA